AUGCGUUCAACAGAUCUCGAAGAAGCUUCCGCCAAUUACUCGAAGUUUUUUGCAAAAUGUCAAAAAGAAGAACUACAGGAUGAGAACUGGACCCGAUCUGGUUUGAAAACCUCUUCGAGGUUCACGGAAUACUCCGGCAAAAAAAACCCUGUUAUCUCACUAGAAUUCAAUCAAUUAGGAUCUUACCUGGCUUACAGUCGAAGUGAUGAGUCGCUCAAUAUCUGGAAGUUGAAAGCGGAUCGGUCUGAAACAUACACAUUGGUUCGCGACAUACCAGGGCUGCAAAAAAGGCAAAUAUGUGACAUGUCGUGGCACCCAAUGACGGGAUUUUUGCUGUCCACGGUAGGUGGUACGAAUUGCAUCAUUGUAUAUGAUGUAUCCACGGGCGCUUUGGCCAAAAGAAUCGACGUAGAGGCUAACUUUAGAUUCUACAAGUGUGAAUACAAUCCCAGUGGCAGGUGGCUCGCUGUGUUUUCCGAAGACGGCAGGUUUUGCCUGUUUGAUGCAGACCAAAAUUAUGAAUUGCUCUUCACCUCGCAGCUCUACGAGCAACAUUCGGAGAACACUCCAGAUUUGAGAGCUACAUCGGUCAUUUGGUCGCAUAGCGGUGACAGCAUAUACGCAGCUUUCAACUCUGGCGAAAUCAGAUCAUUCCAUGUCCAGGAUACUGGUUUACGUGAAAUAAUGCGGGUUUCAGGGCAUACUGGUCCCGUGAAUUGCUUGAAGUUGGAUCCCGCAGGGUCGAUCCUGUUGGCUGGGGGACAGGACACUACGUGUUCUAUAUGGGAGUUGACAAGUAUGUGCUGCACGGGUGUGAUCAAUGAUUUUUCCGACUCUAUCAGGGAUAUGGACUUGUGUCACAACGGUCUUGCCUUAGCUUUAAGCUCACCAACGCAGUGUAAGAUAUAUGCUCUCGAUACAAGAGAAUCAUUAUACCAAUUGAGUUUUACAAGUGAAAUUGAAAGUCCGAAGUUUCGAUAUUUUCCAGGAAAGAUGGCAUUCGUGACUAUCACCGAGAAUGAGAAUCUAGCCAAAUAUAAUGUACCGGAUCCUGUCCAUAUUUCAAAUCAACGAAUUCCUUGCGAAGUUGAGAAACGGAAACGAGGAGAACAGAAGACGGGAGUUUUGGGUGUUAGUCGUCGCGAAGAAGAGCCAGCGCGUAGAGGUAGAUUUUCGAAGAGACCGCCGAGACGGUAG
Molecule: messenger RNA, 1197 nt
Organism: Lachancea nothofagi CBS 11611
Lineage: Eukaryota; Fungi; Ascomycota; Saccharomycetes; Saccharomycetales; Saccharomycetaceae
Source: the annotation of a GenBank genome assembly